CCAGAGCAGGCAGCACCGACCUGCCACAGCGCCGUGCGCAGCCGGAGCAAUGACCUUAACGAAGGAGAGCUUCCACAGGGCUCCUCCACCCGCUUCUGAAGUGGCCAAGGCCGACAUGGACAGCACCAGAGAGAAGGAAGAGGCUCCGGGGCAGUCAGUGCUGAGGACUGGAGCAGUGGUGCCCAGGAAGCGAGCGGUGGGAAGGCUAGUCAUGCACAGUAUGGCGAUGUUCGGCCGGGAGUUCUGCUAUGCCGUGGAGGCCGCCUUUGUCACGCCGGUGCUGCUCAGUGUAGGGCUGCCCAAGAACCUCUACAGCCUGGUGUGGCUCAUCAGCCCUAUCCUGGGCUUCGUGCUGCAGCCCGUGGUAGGUUCAGCCAGUGAUCACUGCACCUGUAGCUGGGGCAGGAGGCGACCUUACAUUCUGGGUCUAGGCAUCAUAAUGCUGUUAGGCAUGGCUUUGUACCUCAAUGGGGACGUGAUGAUCUCAGCUUUCAUCGAGGAGAAUGAAAAGCAGCGGACAUGGGCAAUAGUCGUUACCAUGCUGGGAGUAGUGCUUUUUGAUUUUGCAGCUGAUUUUAUUGAUGGCCCCAUCAAAGCGUAUUUAUUUGAUGUCUGCUCUCAUCAGGAUAAAGAGAAGGGUCUGCAUUACCACGCCCUCUUUACAGGUUUGGGAGGAGCCCUGGGUUACCUGACAGGUGCUAUGGAUUGGGGUCAGACUGUACUAGGAUAUUCCUUGGCAUCAGAAUUCCAGGUGAUUUUCUUCUUCGCAGCCUUGGUUUUCAUAAUCUGCCUUACUGUGCAUCUGUGCAGUAUUCCUGAAGUCCCACUCAGAUGCAAAAAUGAAGAGGCAAAGUUCUUGUUGGAAGCGACUGAACCCCAUACGUAUAGCUCCAUAGAGGAGGAAAUCAAGAAUGGAUACUUAAAAUCAACAUGCACUGAAAUAAAGGCUGCAGCUAAACCAGGGAAAUGCGCAGUUGCAUCACAGGAUCAAAGGCAGAUGACCCUUAAAUCACUCUUGAAGACACUUUUAAACAUGCCAUCCCACUAUCGCUGUCUGUGUGUGAGCCACCUCUUUGGAUGGAUGGCUUUCCUGUCCAACAUGCUCUUCUUCACGGAUUUCAUGGGACAGGUUGUAUACCAGGGUAAUCCUUAUGCACCUCACAACUCCACACUUUACCUUACCUACAAAACAGGAGUAGAGAUGGGAUGCUGGGGGCUGUGCAUCAAUGCAAUUUCUUCAUCAGUCUAUUCUUACGUACAGAAAGUUCUUCUGCCAUACAUAGGAUUAAAAGGGCUUUAUUUCAUCGGAUACCUGCUUUUUGGAUUGGGUACUGGAUUAAUUGGCUUGUUUCCCAAUGUCUAUUCCACUCUGGCUCUGUGUUCACUCUUUGGAGUCAUGUCCAGCACACUGUACACAGUGCCAUUCCACCUCAUUGCAGAGUACCACAGGGAAGAAGAGAGCCUGAAGCUGCAGGAUGGGGAACAAGCAGGAGAGCACGGACGAGGGAAGGGCAUUGACUGUGCUGCUCUCACCUGCAUGGUCCAGCUGGCUCAGAUCAUCCUUGGUGUGGGCCUGGGGCUCUUGGUUAGUGUUGCUGGCAGCGCCGUCACUGUGAUUUCGGCAUCCACGGUGGCUCUGGUUGGCUGCUGCUUCGUUGCUUUCUGUGUUCGCUAUGUGGAAUAGGACUGUGAGAAGCGACUGGAAGAAAUCUCCCCAGGGGAGUGUUUUUUUUCUGGGUCCAUGGCACUGGUGCUGUUGCUGUGCUGACACUGCUGGCACAUCCUCCUCUCUUACCUCCUUGGAUCGGUUGCAAUUCCAGAGCUUUAUGAAACAGAGACUUGAUAAAACUGGUUGCCUAAUGCCUCAGAUGUGUACACACACCCAGUGUAUUCACAUGCUGUGGCAUGUGACAGCGUGUCUGCCCACGGUAUUUCAAUGCCCUACAUGAGGAGUCAUUACAAAACUACUCAAUACCAAUCUGUGGAAGUUAAUAGAUGAAGUAUGUGAUAAGCUGAAGCAAUGUAAAAGGACAGAGCUGGGAAGAAAGUUAUUAUUUAUCUUGUUUUUCAGGUAUUUUAAGUUUGGGGCUGUUCCCUCUGGUAGUCCAGAGGGAUACCUGCAAGAGGAUCAAGCAGGUAUCAAAGGCCAAGCAGCGUGCAGUUGUGUUAUGAUUAGCAGUACUGCUAAAGGGGAUCAAUUAAUUAUCAACCAUGGUUAAAAGCAGGUUUGGGUGUGAAAAAUGUUUGGCAUAUCAAAAAGAUUGAAGGUAAUUGUUUAAAAACAUGAUUGUAAAGUAAUUAUCUCAUACUGAGUCCUGCUGCUUCAGUAUAAAUGAAGUGAAAGUACUAGCUAGGCUUGUCAGGAAAGUCUGCCUAAGUCUGCUCUGCAAAUCCACAUGUAGGCACCUAAAAAAUGUGUCUGUGGGGAACAGCGGCCAUUUCUUCCUUUUUUAAGGCCUCUCAAUUUUGAUACUGUAAUUUAAAAAAU
Messenger RNA from Empidonax traillii (willow flycatcher), 2488 nucleotides. It is a transcript of the gene SLC45A2, whose product is annotated as solute carrier family 45 member 2. Bases 50 to 1684 code for a protein of 544 amino acids. NCBI's taxonomy places the organism in Eukaryota, Metazoa, Chordata, Aves, Passeriformes, Tyrannidae. The record is from RefSeq and is a predicted model, not a curated record. The transcript has 7 exons. Gene Ontology annotation, cellular component: membrane. Gene Ontology annotation, molecular function: sucrose:proton symporter activity. Gene Ontology annotation, biological process: transmembrane transport.